UAUUCUGAUUUAAAAGUGUUCCUUUCAAUUUUCUUUUUCUUGAGUAGUAUACAUGUAGUGUUGUUAAUGUUAUUUCAGGACAAAAAAACCCAUUACACUUCACCAUUAAAUUAAAAAAGGAAAUGCGCUUCCAUUUGUAACAUGGUCUCACGAAGCCAAAACAUACAUGAACACUUUUGAUGGAAGUGUUUUGAAUGCAUCACGUCAGUGUUUAUGUAAGCAUAUGAUAGCAAUGCGUGUUGUUUCAGUGGACGCGAUCAUAGUUUCAAGUGCGGUAUUUCAUUUUGCAAGAUGUGUGUGAGGUUAUGACAACACAGAUGCUUUGGGAAAAUGAUCCACAGUUUCUUGUAGUUUUUGUUUCAGAUGUUUGAGAAAAUCCGUCACAUGCAUGAACACCAAACAGUGACACUGGUCAUACUGGACAGUUCUAUUUGAGAACCAUUCAUUCAGUAGCCAAAAACUGUUGGACUCCUGACAUUGCCCAUUGGUCACAUUGCCUUUUACUUUUAGGAUUGCUGCUUACCUGAUUGAAAACAACAUGGAUGUGAGGGCUGUAGGCAGUGUGAAUCAAUAAAACAUGAGAAUUUGUUUGUUUUAUAUGCAUAUUUCAUGAACACUAUUCCUCCCAUGUCUGUACGAUUUUGAGCCCUGUUUAAUAGAGUGUACUCGUUGGCUUCUCACACACAGUGUAUAGUAUUAGUGUAUAGUGCAUCAUAAACCGGACGCAAAUCCUUUGACAGUGGGCGUGGAGGUUAUUCCUUAUAAUACUUCUUAUUCUGCUCAUGAAUAAGUAAAGAGGAGGCCUUGAGACACACUCACUCACUUACCACACACGCACCUGCUCCUGGAUGGCCCCUGGUUAUGCAGAGAUGCGCACAGAUCCACACCCAUUCCCAGAGAUUCCCCUCCCCUCCCACCUCCCUUGUCUUUGUCCUGAUUGCAGCCCCAGGGGGUAGACAGUUAGGUGAGAUGGCACUGCAUGUCUAAUCUCUUAGAAAUCUAUUUGCACUUCAAGGUAAUGCUGCACAAAAUUGCAUUUUUUUUAAUAUCAUACUCGUAUUUUUCAGAGUCUGUCAUUAUGCUGUGUGUUUGGUCAGAAGUAAUACUUGCCAGUGCUCAGUUUCAGUAUUCUUCAUAUCCCUGGUUUAGGGCUUAUACUUGUGUAUUAGAAUCUAUACAUUUUUAGUGUUUAAAUUUUUUUUUGUUACGAGGCUUCAAAUUAUUGAUAUUUUGUUAAGACUAGAUGUGUUUAUAGUAGCUAUCAUGAACAUAAACUCUCCCUUUAGGAUAAAAAAAAGAAGGUGGAAAGAGGCACUAUUGUACAGAGGAGUUGUUUAAUUCUAUAUGACCCUUUCCAGGGAGGUCAGUGAAAGGUCUGGGGAACCUGUUCAAUAAUUGAAGGAGUUUUAUCUGUAAUGUGAAAGCUCUCAGUGUCCAUACACCACUUUCCUCAGAGGUGUUGAGUGAUGGCUGUGGAAAUGGGAAAUGAUAGGAGUUGUUUUGAAUGUUUCCAAUGGUAAGGGAUACUGUGGCUGCUGGCGUUUCGAUUCCAUUAAAUGCACUCUGCACAGCGACAGAGUUAAAUGCUAUGCAAGUAAUCUUACACGCUGGUGCUGUGACAUUUUUCAAGAGGGGGAAUAAGAGUCACCUUAAAUCUUGCUUCUGUAUGUCAUGAAUUUGCCAUUCUUUUCCUGCUUUGUGUGCAGAUUGGAUAUCCCAUGUGUUGCUGCUGUUCAGACAGAUGAAAGGAUGGGGAUAUCAUUCUGGAUGAUAAGGUGAAGAAUUUCUUCAGCUGAACAGAGAACAUAAAUGAGUGUUUGCCAUGCUACAUGGGAACUCCACCCUGGUCUUACUGUUCAUCCUCACCAUUUUUGCCACUGUCUAUGGUCAUUCCUACCCCCAUUUUUCCCGUAAUGACACUGAGUUCCAGCACCUGGUGCUCCACCCCGACCCCUCUGUGGGGACUGUGUACGUGGGGGCCAGGGACCACCUUUUCCAACUGGAUGGCUUAGAUGGACUGCGGUUGGAGCAAGAAGAGAGCACUGGACCUGUAAUCGACAGCAAAGAAUGCCUGCCCCCAGUCACCGACACAAAUUGUCCCCAAGCCAGAAGAACCAGUAAUCACAACAAAUUACUGCUGGUGGAUCCUAAAGCAUUGGAGUUGAUCACAUGUGGCAGCGUGCACCAGGGCACCUGCCAGAAACGUAGCCUGAGGUCAGUCAGAGAGGUUUUGUUCUCUACCGAGAGGCCUGUGGAUACCCAGUAUGUUGCAGCCAAUGAUCCAUCAGUGUCAACAGUUGGUUUGGUAGUGCGGCCAAGUGGCGGAGAUAGAACUGUGAUGUAUGUUGGUCGGGGCUAUACUGCCAGCCACCCACCCAUCUCUACACGCCACCUUUCAUUAAAACCCAUCUUUUCCUAUGAAGAGACAGCUAAACUAGCUGUGGCUGGGCGUCUUUCGGAGUAUGAUCAUCAUUUUGUGACAGCGUUCACACGGGGCACGUACGUGUACUUCUUAUUUUACCGCCGUGACAUCAAGUCACCAUCAAGGGACUACCGGACAUAUGUCGCCAGAGUGUGCAUGGAAGACACUUCCUACUAUUCGUAUGUGGAAAUUCCUCUUGUCUGCCUAUCACAGUCCCAUUCACCUAGGAGUUACAAUCUGCUCCAGGCAGCCCAGGUGGGACACGGGCCGGGUCUGCAGGGUGAGGAUCUCCUAGGAGUCUUUUCCACCAGCACCAGCCCCACAAACGACAAUCCCUCACAUGAGUCAGCUCUGUGCAUUUUCUCUCUACACGAGCUGGACAGAUACAUCAACUCAACCCGUGACCUCUGCUACACCAAAGAUGGGCGGGGGGAGGGAACAGGAGAGGCCUACAUAGAAUAUGAGGUCAAGUCCAGCUGUGCCAACCUGCCUGUGAAUACCCUGAAGGCAUAUCCCUGCGGCUCCGACCACACCCCAAGUCCAAUGGCAAACAGGGAACCGCUGAAAGCUAAACCUGCAUGGCACACCUCAUCUGCCCGUCUCACCGCCGUGGCAGUCAGUGUCAGGGAUGGACAUAGCAUCGCAUUCCUGGGAGACUCCAAAGGGACCCUUCACAAGGUUUAUCUUGGCCGAGAUGGCACUGUGGAAGUAUACGAGAACACAACGAUCCACCCCAACUCUCCCAUUAACAGUGACCUUUUGUUGGAUCAGAAUGGAGGACAUAUCUACAUCAUGACCAAAACCACGGUAGAGAAACGUCCAGUGGCAGAAUGUGGGGAUCACUUAGACUGUCAGUCCUGUCUGUCUGCCAGAGACCCCUAUUGUGGCUGGUGUGUCCUGGAGGGACGCUGUGGUCAGCGGUGGGAGUGCCAGCGAGGAUCUGAGCAGGGUCACUGGUUGUGGAGUUUCAACCAGACACAGCAGUGUCUCAGUAUCCAACACCUCAGCCUCUACAAUAUCAGCCGUGGAGAGGAAACUGAUAUUACAGUGUCAGUAGAAGGCCUACCCAGUCUAAAACAAGGCGAGGCCUAUUCUUGCUUCUUCCAGUAUACAGAAACACCGGCCUUGCUCACUACUGCUGGUGUGAUAUGUUCCACCCCUGAUGCCAGCAGUCUGCCCCCCAUUAGCCAUGGAGAUGAGUUUGUAAUGGUUACCUUAUCGCUGCGCUUCAUAAAUGUCACGGUAGCAGAGACAGAAUUCACCUUCUACAACUGCAGCUUGGUGCAGCAGCUGUCUGGACGCAGGCCAUGCCAAGGGUGUAUCAGCAGUCGUUGGGGGUGUAACUGGUGUAUCCACCAGCAUGUCUGCACACAUAAACAUGUCUGCACCGAAGGAGUGACUAUCUACAACCAAAAUUUCAAACCUCCAACCCCCACCACACCAACACCCAGCAGAAAACUGACCCCUCCACCUCCUACUGUCCCGACUGCUACAACAACAACUACUGCAACAACACAGCCACCACCCACAAAGACAUCUGCUCCCACCACUACAGCUGUCCCCACCACUACAAUCAAAGUAAUGCCACCAACAACCCCCAAUGCUGAAUCCAUCACACCUAUUGGCCUCCCUACAACUUCUCCCUCUGUCAGGACCUCUACGGAGCACACUGAGGUCACCACCAUUGGCUUCUUCGAUGUGGGAAGAACAACAAAGGGUACUGAUGAACCUACCAGAGGUUUUUCAAAGGAUCAGCUCACUGAUAGCUUAAAUAUCACACAAAGACACACAGUCACUCCAUUACCCAGCAGCACUAGUCACCAAACAGACUCUCAUUCUUUUGAACCAUCUGGUGGAUCUUCCUCUGAAAUGAGCAUGAGCGCUUCCAGCGAAGUAACCCUUUUAUCAGACCCAAGAGAUUCCAAAACUCAAGAGAAUGACUCACCACUGUGGCUGAACAGGUCGACGAACCCAGAGAGUGAGGUGGUCUCAACAAGUUCAUCUGUCAUUCCGACAUUUGUAUUGACACAAUCACCUGAAACAGAUAUUGACCUCAGCUUUGAUUCUGGAGAGAACUCCCAAUCUGAUUCUACAAUUGACUCUUAUUUUCUGGAAUGCCCAUGUGUGGAGAAAGUUCAGGAUUCUCCUCUUCUCCCUGUCAAUGUUGAGCGGAAGAUCACUCUGGUGGGACAAUACCUAAACCUGUUUCAGGAUGAAGAUUUAAACUACGAGUGUGUACUGGACAUUGAGAAUAAGUCAGUGGUAGUGGAUGCCUCAGUGCAGCCGGAUACUGCAAAGCCAUCAGUCUUCUUUAUCACCUGCCAACCGCAUCAGUAUGUGUACUCGGUCUCGCUGGAGGAGUACCCAACCACAAUCAAUGUGAGGAGAAAAAACAACUUCCUCAUUGACAGCGCUGAGGAUCUGUAUGUGACUCUGUUCAAUUGUUCGGUGGGGCGGUCAGACUGCAGCCGGUGUCGCACAGCUGACCCCAAGUAUGGCUGCGUUUGGUGUGGUGGGGCCAGCAGUUCUCACUGUGUGUACCAAGACUCCUGCACCGAUGAGAUCAAGCACACCUGCCCAGCACCAGUCAUCCACUUUCUGGACCCAGUAUCCGGUCCCGUCGAGGGAGGGACAGUGGUGACCAUUUCAGGCUCCAACCUUGGUCAGAGAGCCGAAGACAUCCAGGGCUCAGUCACAGUGGCAGGUGUUCCUUGCAAUGUGAUCCACAGCAGAUAUGAAGUCUCCUCAAGGAUAGUAUGUGAAACUACAAGCAGUGGAGGGGAGAAGAGUGAGCAGGCCUCAGUCAAAGUGAUGGGAGGAGGAGUCGGGCUGUCAGCUCAGUGUUUCCACUUCCAGGUAAAUUAAGCAGCCAUCAGUGUGUUUACAUUAAACUGUAAAAUGAAGUAUGUGUGUGUACAAAUCUGUUUUUCCUGUCUUCCUUCUUUCAU
This is a messenger RNA of Haplochromis burtoni (Burton's mouthbrooder), 5370 nucleotides long. Its product is annotated as plexin-B1. Gene Ontology annotation, biological process: semaphorin-plexin signaling pathway involved in axon guidance; regulation of GTPase activity; positive regulation of axonogenesis. The record is from RefSeq and is a predicted model, not a curated record. Gene Ontology annotation, cellular component: semaphorin receptor complex. Bases 1823 to 5287 code for a protein of 1154 amino acids. Gene Ontology annotation, molecular function: protein binding; semaphorin receptor activity. Lineage: Eukaryota; Metazoa; Chordata; Actinopteri; Cichliformes; Cichlidae. The transcript is spliced from 17 exons.